AAGAUGGUUUUCUCAGUUAUACUUAACCUGCUGCAAAACUCACCACUGUGGAACAGUGGCACUUGGGAGGGCUUCAAUGGCUCUUCUUUCCUUCAUCCUUAAACAAAGGUACUCCCUCCAAAGGUCCCUCACUUUUACCUCAAUACCCAACAUAUCCUCCACCCUCUUCUCUACUCUCUGCAGAGACCACCACCCCUCUCCUCCACCUUCACCAUCACAUGCCUCACCGCCGGUCCCAAAGAAAGUACCUUUCACAGUCUCAGCUCACGGCAGAACGUGGCAGGACCCUUACCGUUGGAUGUCCAACACCGACGACCCUGAUCUCUCCGUCCACCUCGCCCAGGAAAACUCGUACGCCGACGCUUUCAUGGCUGACACUCACGCCCUGCAGCGCACUCUCCUCUCUGAGAUGACAAGUCGUAUGCCGGCCGAGAUUUCCACUCCUCCUGAGCCUUGGGGACCCUGGUUGUAUUACCAGUACAUUCCUGAGGGCAAAGAAUACCCGGUUCUUUGCAGAAGAUUAAAACGUGGAAAAAACGAUUGGUUUAAGAGUUUUCUUCGUUUUGCAAGAAGAGGAUUUGGAAAUGAGGAAGUUUUGCUUGACUGGAAUGAAAUUGCCAAGAAAUAUGGAAAGCUUCUUUCUUUCCUUUUCGUGUGUUAUGUGCAUGUUGGUACAUGUCGAAUUUCACCAGACCACCAUUUCCUAGCAUACACACUUGAUAUCAAGGGAAAUGAACAGUUCAUUCUUCAAAUUAAGGACCUAAGACGCGGAUGUAUCAUUCCCAAAGUACAAAUUAAUGGUGUGGUUAGCUUGGCCUGGGCUGAGGAUAGCAGUACUCUGUUUUAUACACUAUCAGAUGAGAAUCAACGACCUUACAGGCAUGUUUUAUCUCUGCUAUUUCUCUGCUCAAAACUAGGAUCUGAUGAUAUGGAUGAUAUAACUGUGUUUACAGAAAGUGAUUCCAGCUUCUGUGUAGACAUUACAAGCACAAAAGACAGCAAGUUUAUAACUAUCAAUUCAAAUUCAAGGACUUCAUCUGAGGAAGGAAUUUUUCUAGCUAAAUUUAUAACUUUACAGGUUUAUUUGAUAGAUUCUGCCAACCCAUUAGGCGGUUCGCAUAAAGUGUGGAAGCGUGUUCCUGGUGUACAGUAUUUUCUGGAACAUCAUCACGGAACAUUUUAUGUUCUUACUAAUGCUCCUUUAGAUGAAAGCAAGGACUGGUCAGGUGAAGGUUAUUACCUAGCUACAUGCUGUGCUGAAGAUUUACAGUCAUCUAGUUGGCAGAAUAUCAUCCUUCCAAGUGAAGACUUCAGCAUUCAAGACAUGGACAUGUUUGAUGGGCAUCUGGUCCUUUUUCUUAACAGGAAGGACUACUCUACUUUUUGUUCAAUUGAUUUGCCUAUGGCUGUUGAUUGUAAGCAUCAAGUGAAGAUUGAAGAUCUUGAUCCCUGGUUUUUCCCUCUGCCUUCAAAUUUAUGUAGCAUUGCUUCAGGUUCAAACCAUGACUUCCAGAACUCAGCAUACCGUGUGGUGCUUUCUUCUCCUGUGAUGCCGGAUGUGGUUAUUGACUAUGACAUGUCAACACGGAGAUUUUCAGUUGUGCGGCAAGAAGAAGUAAUGAGCAUUUCUGAUACAAGCCCACCAGCCAAUGAGUUAGAUAUGAACCAAACUCUUGUUCAACAAAAUGAGUACGAUAAAAAUGUCCAUAUAAGUGAAUCACAAAGAUGGAAAGACUUUUCUGGUAAAUACUGCUGUGAGAGGAAGGAAGUUAUUUCUCAUGAUGGUGUUAAAGUUCCCUUGACCCUACUUUACUCUCGUAUGUCAUGGGAAAAGGGUCGGUCUCCCGGGCUUCUGCACGGAUAUGGAGCAUACGGGGAGGUGUUAGAUAAAAGCUGGUGCACUGAUCGGCUGAGCUUGAUUGACCGGGGAUGGGUGGUGGCAUUUGCUGAUGUGAGGGGUAGUGGUGGAGAUUCUUCAUGGCAUAAAGCUGGGAGUCGGGUUAAUAAGCUGAAUUCGAUUUACGAUUUUGUAUCAUGUGGGAACUACCUGACUGAAGAGGGUUAUGUACAUAGAGAUCAGCUUGGUGCUAUUGGAAACAGUGCUGGAGGUCUUCUUAUUGGAGCAACAAUCAAUAUGUACCCAGAUCUAUUUCGCGCUGCUAUUUUGAAGGUUCCAUUUCUUGACGUAUGCAACACUCUAAUGGAUCCCAAUUUGCCCCUCACGAUUCUGGAUUAUGAAGAAUUUGGCAAUCCUCAGAUUAAGUCCCAAUUUGAGUAUAUUAUGAGUUAUUCACCUUAUGAUAAUAUUUCUCAAGGCAGUUGUUACCCUUCAAUGCUUGUUACAGCAUCCUUUCACGACUCAAGGGUGGGGUUUUGGGAAGCGGCCAAGUGGGUGGCGAAAGUUCGAGAUAGCACAUGUUCUCAUUGUUCUUCUUCUGUUAUUCUGAAGACAAACAUGGCUGGGGGACAUUUUGGCGAGGGUGGACGCUAUGCUCAAAGUGAGGAAACUGCAUAUGAUUAUGCUUUCCUAUUUAAAGCUAUGGGUAUGCUGAAGAAUGGAAAAUAAGUCUCGAGUGUCUCACUAUGGAAGUUGGUCAUAGAAGAAAGCAGACGCAUAGCUCACUAAAGUCCCAGGUAAGGAACACAAUAUAUUUCUUGCAACCUCGCUGGAAAACUAAAGGAUAAGGAACUGAGGAGUCAGGUAUUUAGCUUUUUAAACAGCCAACACUGACUAACCUCAAUAACAUUUUCAACAAACGAGAUCACUUCUGUACAAGGUAGAGCAGCUCCAGAGUGACAGAGAAUUGUAUAAUACGUAGUGCAAGCCUCUGGAAUUCUCCUCAAAUGAAGUUGCUCACAGAUGAUGAGCGCUUAUGAAAGAGGCUCUCUCCUCCAAUGAAGUUUGUGGAGGCCAGGUUCACUGGCAAAGUCAUAUUUAGAUGUAGCGACAUUCAUAUUGGAUAUGGAUUCAUGGCAUUAUUAUAUGAUUGCAAUCCUUAACCCACAUUUGGCCACA
Messenger RNA from Argentina anserina (silverweed cinquefoil), 3016 nucleotides. RefSeq lists its product as uncharacterized. Gene Ontology annotation, molecular function: serine-type endopeptidase activity. The record is from RefSeq and is a predicted model, not a curated record. Gene Ontology annotation, biological process: proteolysis. Lineage: Eukaryota; Viridiplantae; Streptophyta; Magnoliopsida; Rosales; Rosaceae. The transcript has 11 exons. Gene Ontology annotation, cellular component: chloroplast. The coding region runs from base 77 to 2566 and encodes 829 amino acids.